Molecule: messenger RNA, 1779 nt
Organism: Zasmidium cellare ATCC 36951
Lineage: Eukaryota; Fungi; Ascomycota; Dothideomycetes; Mycosphaerellales; Mycosphaerellaceae
Exons: 1
Coding region: 1-1779 (592 amino acids)
Biological process (GO): entrainment of circadian clock by photoperiod; circadian regulation of gene expression
Cellular component (GO): cytoplasm; nucleus
Molecular function (GO): FAD binding; DNA binding
Source: RefSeq, a predicted model, not a curated record
AUGGCUCCCAAACGCAAGGCAACGUCUCCAGUACGGCCAUCGCCUUCGAACAAAACGAAGCCUGAGAGCAAUGGCCAGCCGCAAUUCGACCACUCGAGGAUCUCGAAAAAGUCAGGCAUCGUGCAAAGACAGUUCUAUCCCCCAGAGAUGAGCAAUGAACGAUGCAAAGAAUACAACGAUAACGAGAUUCCUCGGCCCAUCGAGCUUCUUGAGAAGAGCAUCAAGGAUACCAAGCCCGAAAGAGAAGAGAUCCAAGUGGGUGAAUCGGUGGUACACUGGUUUAAGCGAGAUCUUAGGACGUUUGACAAUAAAGGGCUUCGAUUGGCGAGUGAGAAGGCCAAGAGCAAGAAUGUGCCUCUGAUAUGCAUGUUCAUUGUGUCGCCUCAGGAUUAUGAGGCACACUUUACGUCGCCGGCGAGAGUGGAUUUCGAUCUGCGGACACUGGAGGUGCUGAAGAGCGAUCUGCAAGAGAAAAACAUACCUCUACAUACAGUCACUAUUGACAAGAGAAAUGAUGUCCCUGGACAUGUCUUGGAAGUAUGUGGGAAGUGGGGCGCGAAACACAUUUUCUGCAAUAUCGAAUACGAGGUCGACGAGCUGAGGCGAGAGACGAAGCUGUUGAAAAAGUGUCUUGAGAAAGGAAUCGACUUCCAACCGGUACACGACGAUGUGGUCGUACCGCCAGGUAACCUCGCGAGUGGUGCUGGCAAGCAAUACAGCGUAUACUCACCCUGGUUGAAGGCAUGGAUCAAGCAUCUGCAUGAACAUCCAGACAUGCUGGACGCGGCAGAACCACCGCACCAGAAUCCAGAGACUGCGAAGACGAAGUUCAAAGAUAUCUUCGAGAAACCAAUACCGACCGCGCCACCGAGCAAGGCCAUCAAAGAUGCGGAAUACAAGCAACGGCUGGGAAAUAUCUGGCCCGCCGGGGAACACGAAGCUCAAGACCGCCUCGAGCGCUUCACUAAAGAGAAGAUCAAGAACUACGCUUCCUCUCGCAACCUGCCCGCUGCGAAUAGCACAUCACUGCUCUCAGUCCACCUCUCGGCCGGUACAUUGGCCGCACGCACCGCCGUUCGAGCAGCCCGCGACAGCAAUAGCUCCCGCAAGCUAGAUGCUGGAUCAGCCGGCCACGGCACCUGGAUAAGUGAAGUCGCAUGGCGUGACUUCUACAAGCACGUCCUAGCGAAUUGGCCGUACAUUUGCAUGUUCAAGCCCUUCAAAUACGAGUACAGCGACAUCGAGUGGGAGUACAACGACGAGCACUUCCAACGCUGGUGCGAGGGCAAGACCGGAUUUCCUAUCGUCGACGCGGCGAUGCGGCAGUGUCUGUAUAUGGGCUACAUCCACAACCGCUGCAGGAUGAUUGUGGCGAGUUUCCUCGCGAAAGACCUCCUGCUGGACUGGCGACUGGGUGAGAAGCACUUCAUGGAGAACCUCAUCGAUGGGGAUUUCGCUUCGAAUAACGGCGGCUGGGGAUUCAGUGCCAGCACGGGCGUGGACCCGCAGCCUUACUUUCGAAUCUUCAACCCUUUGCUGCAGUCUGAAAAAUUCGAUAAGGAGGGAGAGUAUAUCCGGAAAUGGGUGCCUGAGCUGGCUGGGAUGGAAGGCAAUGCUAUCCACGAUCCUUAUGGACGGGGCAAGGGGAAAGAAGCGGAGAAGGCUGGUUAUCCCAAGCCGAUUGUGGAUCAUAAGACUGCGAGAGCGAGGGCGUUGGAGAGAUAUAAAGGGGGGCUUAGGAGGAGUACGGCGAAUGUUGGAGGGGGUGUGCAUAAUUGA